AUGUACUCACAAGCAGUGAUGGAGCCAAAAUCCUUAAGAAGAGAGUACAUGGACAUGUCGAAUGAAAUGAUCGAAGUGAUUGCUACCGAUGAUUUGCUUGCGGAAGCUGUCGAAGAAGUAGGUGAUUUAUCGGAGGACAGACAAUACGUUUACCAGUACGACAAUAUGGUCCAUACCCAGCAUGACCAAAACUUUAUUUUCCAGCUGUACCAACCGAUGGAAACAGAGAAUGGCACAUUUUUGUGUAGAAUUUGUAUGGAGCUUGGUGACACGAUUGAAUUUGAGACAAAGGCAGAUUACGCCCAUCAUCGUUACAAAGUUCAUGGGUCUUAUAACAAUAACCACAUAUGUCCUGUCUUACACUGCCGUGAGAUAUAUGCAUCCAUGACGGUUCUAAGAAAACAUCUUGUUAUCGAUCACAAAAUGCCUAUUGAAAUGCAUUUUCGAACAUUUGCGAACAUUGGCGAAUUCGAACGUUUCCGCCAUUUGGUCGAAAUCCUCUGUAAUUGUCGCUUCAUGAUGCAUACAAAGCAGCCGCACAAUAGGCGACAGAUUAUGCAUUGUUCAAAGAGCGAACAUAAAAUCAUCCUGCAAUCAAGAAGGCAUAAGCUGCCCCAUGUUCGAAUGAUGAAGGAAGGAGCCCAGUGUCCAGCUCACAUCUCUUUCAGAAUCGAGCCAAAGACAGGUCACGUGGAUGCAUUUUACCAACUUUUUCACUAUGGCCAUGCUCGAGAAUAUCGCGAUACCAACGAGGAAGGAUUCGAACUUGAUUGCGAUUCCUUGCCUAACCGACCUAUUGAUGUGGUCUUUCCUGAGGCACCCGAUCAUCCUGCCGAUCGGCCCAUGCAAUAUGUGCAGAUUGAUCUGCUUAAUGCUGAUAGCAGUGUUUAUGUAAAUACUAUAUAUUCGCAUAUCCUAAUAAUUACUGAUAUAAAGACUGGGUACAUUUUUGCGAAGCCUAUUCCCGAAAUUGGGCCAAGGCAGUUGCUUAUCCGAAUCCUAACGGAUAUAUUUUUGCAGUUCGGAGUACCAGAAGGCUUCAGCUGCAGUCAUUCCGUAACCUUGAUUCGUGACGUUAUCAGCGCUCUCAAUGGUAUAUUUCGAGUGAAUAUGAAAGAAAUUCUGUACGAUACACCUGAUUACAACGUGUUCCUCGAAACCCUCUAUGACCAUGCAACAUUCGAGCUUCAAAGUAAACACAGAUGGGUCGAAAUGGUUCAGUUUACCACGAUGAUUCUUAAUCAGUCAGGGAAGAAAUCCCCGUUCGAGCGUAUGUUCAAUCGCAAGCCUUACAACCUCUCUGACCACAAAAUUCCUCCUUGGUUACAAGGAGAGGAUAUCUCUGUUGAUGACGAUGAUGAACAUGUUGAUGUUGAGCGCGAUGAACAGGAUGAAGAGGAAGUCGAGAAUAGCGAGCGGUUUACGCCAGCUCCUCCACGGUAUAACGCCGGAGAUAAAGUUUAUUUACGUAAUCUCGACACUACUCCUGGACGAGGAAAUGUUCUUCCCUACUUGUACGGAUAUAUUGGCGCAACUGAUUGGGAAAAUAGCCCACAUUUCCCUUACCGAGUUCACUUUUCUAAAAGCAAGGUUCCUUGGCCAUCCGAAAGUUCUGUGAGCGCCUGGGUCAGCCCCUAUGAUGUGCUUCCUACCACACAUGAUUUGCUGGUAAUUCCAGAAGAGGAACGCCAAAGAGUUGCGUCUGCCCUACUUUGUUCGUGUGACGGAGGAGAGUACGGUUCACCAUGUCCUCUGUUUCGUAAUUACCUCUGUGGAAAUGGCAUGGCAAAAGCCUGUUGUCUGAAUACUCGGAAACCAUGCGACUACCAUUUGGAAUGCGCAGACGGGGACGAUACAUAUUACCGUAUGGAGUCGAUAGCAAAGAUGUUCAUAGAAGGGCAGCCAAGAAUGAAACAAAUCAGGUAUCAUCUUGUAUCGUGGUGUAAAUGCCUUUGAAUUGUUCACUGUUCAAGAAAUUUAUUCAACGAAUAAAUUAAGGCGCAAAAUACCAUCCCUGGCUCCAGAGAAUAGCAACAUCUCCACGGGACGCGACGAUGCUGUUGAAAUGCCUGUGUUAACAAGCGAAAGCAUUCCAGUCGUGUCAACGAUAGUCAUUGAAAACGAGGAUCGAACGUUUGUUCCAGCGCUGUCAAAAAAAUCAGACCAUAAUGCAAGCAGUUCUAAGGUGAUGACGGCUGGUCUUCCCAAGGAUCGUAUAAAAAGUUCAGAACGUCCCAUUGCUAGCCCCAAUGAGAAACCGCCAUUACCAAAAAAGUCAAGACGAGCCGUAGAAACCGAAGCUUCUGAGCAAAAACCGUCGCAAGUUUCUUCCGACCUACAACUGGAAGAUGCAUCGAAGUCACGAACGCGAAAGUCGACGAGAGCAAGCAAAACGAAGGUGUUCGAGGAUUUUGUUCCAAUUCCUUAGCAUUAGUCAUGGACAAAUUGUAUUUAUACCUAUUUGCACAAAAACUGAUCUCAGAGUCUGUACUGAUCCUUUAUUGA
Messenger RNA from Haemonchus placei, 2505 nucleotides. The record is from the annotation of a GenBank genome assembly. NCBI's taxonomy places the organism in Eukaryota, Metazoa, Nematoda, Chromadorea, Rhabditida, Trichostrongylidae.